AUGCCUGCGGCCUCCGAUGUUAGGGCGAUCGAGACAGCUAUUGAGCGCGUAUGGGUGCCGGGAAUACAAGGCAAGUCUUCCGUGGCCGGUACCGUUGGUACGGAGUGGAAAUUGAGAGGAAAUCCUUGGUCUGGUAUCAUGACCGAAGCUAUACAAGCGCGACGCCUACUCAUACACAUUUUCCAUGCCCUGAGUGCGGUGGGAUGGGAUCUGCACAUGUCUGUGGACCUCACUAAAAAGCAGUAUGACAAGGACUCUGUCAUAUUCCGCAAGACAACACCUCCGAGAGAAAAGUACUUCUUUUGUGUGUCUUUCAAUGAAGGGGACAAGGUGCGCAUCAUCGACCCUCCCAAUAAUGAUGUAAGGGAUGCCUUCAUCCAAGCUGUGAGGCAAACCUGGUAUAGAGGGGUACAGACCGAAAAGGAAAAAGAGCAUGGCUGCUACCAGAUCAAGCUUCGAGGUAACCCAUGGUGGAGCUCGAAUGGCCUUGAUGUGAAUCACGCAAGGAUCGUAUCUCUCGCAAUCUUGUCUGCCAUGGACGUCCAAGGGUUUGAACUGGCAGCAAGUGUUGACAUGAGUGUGGGUACCGAACAUGGAGGCGACGUGGACACUUGGUUCUUUGCUUCUAAAUGA
Messenger RNA from Cryptococcus wingfieldii CBS 7118, 633 nucleotides. RefSeq lists its product as hypothetical. NCBI's taxonomy places the organism in Eukaryota, Fungi, Basidiomycota, Tremellomycetes, Tremellales, Cryptococcaceae. The record is from RefSeq and is a predicted model, not a curated record. Bases 1 to 633 code for a protein of 210 amino acids. The transcript is spliced from 4 exons.